AUGAUGAUAGAAGCUGGAGCUAGAGUGAAUGUGGCUGAUGAUCAUGGCAGAACACCACUGCACUAUGCAGCACAGGCAGGAAAUUAUAAGUAUGUGAAAGAACUCCUCAAAGCUGGAGCUGAUGUUAAAGCAAUGGAUAUGGAUGGUGCAACACCACUUCUUAUGCAAAGCAGUUGUAACUGUCAUGAGGUUACCCAGUUACUGGUUUGUGCAGGAGCUGAUUUGACAGCCAGUGCUAAAAAUUGCAGAGAAUCAUACAUCGUGCAUCUCAAGUUGGGAGCACCACAGACAUUGACUAUCUUUUUGAUAUCUGGCCUUCAACCUGAGGUAGUGAUAACCAGGGCAACACCAUUCUACACUUUGCAACCACAUGUAGCAGAAACAGACGAUGAAGUAGAGAUCUUGCUGCGAGCAGGAGCAAAUCCCACCACUAAGGACAACAAAGGGAAUACACCAUUACACAUUGCAUCCAAUGUCGGCAAUGCAAAGGUAAUGGAGCUCUUGAUCAAGGCUGGAAUAGAUUUCACUCUGAAGGAUGUCAUAAAUCAAACAUCCCUGAAGUGGACAUCCAGUGUUGAAGGGGUGGAACAUGCAGACCAUGUAAGAAAUCAGAGAAAAGCAGCAAUAAUUGAUGAAAAGAACAAUGAGGGCCAAACACCACUACUGUUAGCAGCAGGCUGCAGAGAUGCAGUCAGCUUGCUCCUGAGGGAAGGUGCAAGUAUUAGUGUGAAAGAUCACAGUGGGAAGACACCUUUGCAAGUAGCCAUUAACCAAGGCAGUCAUCGUGCUGUAAGACUGCUAUGGGCUGCAGGAAGCAACUUCCUUGACAUCCCACAGGAAUGUCGCAACAGAGCAGUGCAUUUAGCAGUAACAUCAGGAGAUUUAGAGGUGUUGGAACAUUUGAUUUCUUUGGGACUAUCUAUGUCAGAUAACUGGUGGGAUCCUGAUCACAAGACAACAUUGCUUCAUUGUGCAGCAAAAUGUAAUGUGGAAAUGCUGAAGUAUCUCAAAAACCAAGAUUAUAUGGAACAUUUCCUAGAUUACAAAGGACGCACUGCAUUGCAUUGUGCAGUUUUGUCAUCAAAUCACAUAGUAGCAAAGUAUUUGCUGGAAGAAGCACAUGUUCUGGUUGAUGAGAGGGAUGCUGAUGGCAUGACAGCUUUAAUGUUGGCAGCCAGCAACAUGCAAUAUUAUGACAAACAAUUUGAUAUGUUUGAGAUUCUGGUAAAUGAAGGGGCAGAUGUUAAUAUUAGAGACAGAAAUGGUAAGGCUAUAUACGAAAUGGUAGAUUAUACUAGGGCUGAUAUGACCAAAGAACUACUGGAUUACAUGCAGUAUCGACUUUAA
Molecule: messenger RNA, 1347 nt
Organism: Schistocerca americana (American grasshopper)
Lineage: Eukaryota; Metazoa; Arthropoda; Insecta; Orthoptera; Acrididae
Product: serine/threonine-protein phosphatase 6 regulatory ankyrin repeat subunit C-like
Exons: 7
Coding region: 1-1347 (448 amino acids)
Molecular function (GO): protein binding
Source: RefSeq, a predicted model, not a curated record